Capsicum annuum is the source of this 1759-nucleotide messenger RNA. RefSeq names its product DNA repair protein recA homolog 3, mitochondrial. The record is from RefSeq and is a predicted model, not a curated record. NCBI's taxonomy places the organism in Eukaryota, Viridiplantae, Streptophyta, Magnoliopsida, Solanales, Solanaceae. The transcript has 8 exons. Bases 132 to 1394 code for a protein of 420 amino acids. Gene Ontology annotation, molecular function: single-stranded DNA binding; ATP binding; ATP-dependent DNA damage sensor activity. Gene Ontology annotation, biological process: DNA repair.
AACCCCCCCUUUUAAAAGAAAGUAAAAAUCAAUUUUUCUCUAAAACCCCUUUUAACUUAAACCCUAACAAAGAAAAGCUCCUUUGUUUUUUGAUUCUUGAUUUUGUUUUUUGAUUCUUGAUUUUGUCAGCAAUGGCUUUGUUGCUUAGACUUAUACCUCGACGUGAACUUGCUAACUCUUCUUUGCUCUUUGCCUACAAAGGGGGUUUGAGAAGAAGCUUAUUUGGGGUAUCGGAUCAACUAUGCUACUAUUCUACUCGAGGUAAGAAAAAGUCAAACUCAGAUAGCAGUGAUUCAGGCGACGAGAAUUUGUCCAAGAAAGACUUGGCUUUGAAACAAGCACUAGAUCAGAUCACUACAUCAUUUGGAAAGGGAUCCAUCAUGUGGUUGGGUCGCACGGAGUCCCCCAAACAAGUCCCUGUAGUGUCUACUGGAUCUUUUUCUUUGGAUAUUGCCCUUGGGAUAGGGGGGCUUCCGAAGGGACGUGUAAUAGAGAUAUAUGGUCCAGAGGCUUCAGGGAAAACAACUCUUGCUUUGCACGUAAUUGCAGAGGCGCAGAAACAAGGAGGUUAUUGUUGUUUCGUUGAUGCUGAGCAUGCGCUUAAUCCAACAUUGGCCGAGACCAUCGGAGUAAAUACGGCAAAUUUACUUCUGUCUCAACCAGAUUGUGGUGAGCAAGCUCUUAGUCUGGUCGAUACAAUAAUAAGGAGUGGUUCGGUUGAUGUUGUUGUUGUGGACAGUGUGGCUGCCCUUGUCCCGAAAGGUGAGCUUGAAGGUGAAAUGGGAGAUGCUCAUAUGGCGAUGCAAGCUAGACUGAUGAGUCAAGCACUCCGCAAACUGAGUCAUUCUCUGUCGCUAUCACAGACCAUUUUAAUCUUCAUAAAUCAGGUCAGGUCAAAGCUUUCAACUUUUGGCGGAUUUGGAGGGCCUAGUGAAGUUACUUGUGGCGGUAAUGCCUUGAAGUUCUAUGCUUCUGUUCGUCUAAACAUAAAGCGCAUUGGCCUCGUGAAGAAGGGGGAAGAGACGAUAGGAAGCCAAGUUCUAGUCAAGAUUGUGAAGAACAAGCACGCUCCUCCAUUUAGAACCGCGGAAUUUGAGCUUGAGUUUGGUAGAGGAAUUUCCCGCGAAGCUGAACUUAUCGACUUAGGAGUGAGACAUAAGCUCAUUACAAAAGGCGGUGGCGGUUACUACAGUAUCAACAAUCACAAUUUACGGGGUAGAGAUGCUGUAAAACAUUUCCUAUCCGAGAACACUAGUGCAAGGGAGGAUCUUAUGAUGAAACUUAGAGAAAAGCUUAUCGGCCACGAGGACAAACAACAUGUUGACCCUGUCGAGGAGGUUGUAUUGAGUGAUACCACCGAUGAAGAUGCUGCUCCAACUGCAGUUGAGGCAUGAAGGUAUCGAUAUCGGACUUUGCUCAACUAAUGAAACUGCUGGCUCUUAGCAUCAUCGGUUUAUAUCAUCACUCGUAAUCUGCUCUUGCGCGUAUCCAGCUGAUAUCAGUAUGCAACCCGUAUGGAGAAAGGGCCAGACUUUCGUUCAAUUUUUUUUUCCGGUGACCACCUGAUAUUCUCUUGUACAUAACAGUUGUAACUUCAGAGAGAAUCUGUAUCAAUCAUUUAUUCAGUAAAGCUGUCUGAUGCAGGGAGACAUAGGGUGUGGUCAACUAACUUUGUCUAGUUCUAAGUGCGGAAAUUUUUUUAAAAACAACUCCAAUUUGUACUCCAUGUCCAAUAACAACUCUGAUUUUCAAUUUGAAA